UGGCUCUGACGUCAACGAGAUUGUCUGCACUAGGUGAGUCUCGCGCUCACUGCCUUCCCUUCGCCUCCUCUCUCGGUCGGUUAUUGUGAAUAGAUUGAACGAUGAGAUCGCUCGCGUUCGCUUUCAUCAGUGCCGCCCUAUAGAGACCCCCCAGCCCCGAGGCUCGAACACAACGACCCCACCCCCAGCUCCAAGAGGGACGGAGAAAAAACCCUGCUCGGACCCGGCUUCAUUUGCCCUCAAUCCGGGCCUCAUGCUGUAGCAGACUGAACGAGCGAGAGAGAGAGACAAACACACAGAUUGAGUCGGCGAGGGACAGGGCGGAAUAGAGGAGAAGGGAUUGUUCAUUCGGCUCUAGACAUGGGAUGUACACUCAGCGCCGAGGAGCGCGCUGCUCUGGACAGGAGCAAAGCCAUCGAGAAAAACCUGAAGGAUGAUGGAGUCACUGCCGCAAAGGAGGUGAAACUGCUACUGCUUGGGGGAGGAGAAUCGGGCAAAAGCACCAUCGUCAAACAGAUGAAGAUUAUCCAUGAGGAUGGUUUUUCUGGGGAUGAUGUGAAGCAGUAUAAGCCUGUGGUCUACAGCAACACCAUCCAGAGCUUGGCUGCCGUCCUCCGAGCUAUGGACUCUCUGGGCAUCGAGUAUGCUGACAAGGACAGAAAGGCGGAUGCUAAGCUGGUGUGUGAUGUGGUCACUCGUAUGGAGGACACAGAGCCCUACUCUGCAGAGCUGCUGACAGCUAUGAAGCGUCUGUGGGCCGAUGCCGGGACCCAGGAGUGUUUCAACAGGGCCAGGGAGUACCAGCUCAAUGACUCCGCUGCCUACUACCUGGACAGUUUAGACCGUAUUGGUGCUGGUGACUACCAGCCCACUGAGCAGGACAUCCUGAGAACCCGAGUCAAGACCACUGGAAUCGUGGAGACCCAUUUCACCUUCAAAAACCUGCACUUUAGGCUGUUUGAUGUUGGAGGUCAGAGGUCAGAGAGAAAGAAGUGGAUCCACUGCUUUGAGGAUGUGACGGCCAUUAUCUUCUGUGUGGCGCUAAGUGGCUAUGAUCAGGUUUUGCAUGAGGAUGAAACAACUAAUCGCAUGCACGAGUCCCUCAUGCUCUUCGACUCUAUCUGUAACAACAAGUUCUUCAUCGACACCUCCAUCAUCCUCUUCCUCAACAAGAAGGAUCUGUUCGAGGAGAAGAUCAAGAAGUCACCACUAAGUAUCUGUUUCCCUGAAUAUACAGGUGCUAACACUUAUGAUGAUGCUACCGCAUACAUUCAGGUGCAAUUUGAGAGUAAGAGCCGUUCGCCCAACAAGGAGAUCUACUGUCACCUGACCUGCGCCACUGACACAGGAAACAUCCAGGUAGUGUUUGACGCAGUCACUGACAUCAUCAUCGCCAACAACCUGAGGGGGUGUGGCUUAUACUGAGGCCCAGCCCUGCACAGAGGUUGCAUUGGAGGGUGUGAGGUGGUUAAUAAUAAUAAUAAUUUUGAUGAUAUUAAAAGGCAUAAUUAUGUAAAUCUACAUGUCCAAAGGGACCCAAAGAGCUGCCGCCAGACACCACGACGGAUUCUUUGCCAUGUUCUGUUCCUCUAUUCCUUUUUUUUUUUUCAGAAUUCCACCACCCCUCUUUUGUUUAUUUGUUAUCAACAUGUUUCCUACUGAAUGUCUUUCAUGUUUUGUUGUUGAUUGUAUGAACAACUGUAAGCUGUAAAUCAGAAAAGGGGAGGUCCAAGGGGUAUAUUCAGUUUUCGUGCCAUGUUUCGCAACAAAUUAGAUAGAAAUGUUAUGCAUAGAGCAGAGAAGGUCCUAUUUUCCUUGUGAUAGAGAUUUGUGUCCGUUCUAUACAUAACAUCUCUAUCUGCAACAUCCAGAACAUUGAGCCCCACUGAAUGUACCCCUUGGUGCUCCAUUUGCAGAGGUGAUGUUGUGCUCUAGGUGAGGAUGUAAUAGGGGAGGUGUUGUACUGGUGGCUGGGGCUCGUAGUUGGGGUUCUGUCCAGCGUUGGAUAGAACACCCCUCUCUUUUGGACUCACACAGGGCUGCUCUACAUGAGCUCCUUCUGCUCGGUUUUAUUCCUCUCUCUUUCAAACAUCCAGAAGGGUGGGCGGUUCUGUUUGUGUGGCAGGCUUUGCCAUUGGCCUCCUGCAGUGUGAUGAAAUGCCUGUCAGCCAAUGAUAUAUCUGUGUCGGGAAAGUGUGAUAUCAGUGCCAACCUUCUGAGCAUGACAGAUAGGGGAAUAUAAUUAGAGAUCAUUGAUCACUUUCACACUAUCUUUACAAUAUAACGUAAUUGAAGGGACGCGUACGCUUUAUUAUCAUCAAAUUAUUUAUGGAUUUUAUUUCAACCUCAUGCCCUCCUUGCUUCCUCCUACCUCCUAGAAUCCCGUGCCACAUAUUUAUUUCCUGUCCUGUCAGACCGGUGGAACACCACUUCCUGUCUCAGUCUCAGAGGGUUUAGAGCUGCUCUGAUGGACCGUCUCAAAUGUCACCUCCCAUGUAGUGUACUAUUUCUUCAAAAGUAGUACAUAAUAUGGGGAAUAGGUUAUCAUUUUAGACUUGCACACUCAAGUCCACUGGUCAGUGAUGUAUCAUAUGCUUGUCUCCUGGUCUCCUCUCACUUAUCACUUAUCACUGAGAUGAAAGGACUGGAUAGGUUUCCACCAUGUUGUUUUCACUCACUAGUCCUUACAGAUUUGUAGUUUUAGAAGAGGACAGCCACAGACCACUGACCAGUCGCUCUGCUUGUUCAAAAGGGUCUUCCUAGGUGCUCUUUAUGUAAUAAAACAUUAAUAUGUGAAUGCUCAGUUAUUUGGAAGUUGAGGUAAUUUGUAGAUUAGAUAAGCCACACAGUGCUUAGCUCAGGAUGACCCUUGUGAGCAAGCAUGCUAAAUUCCAAAUCCAUCCAUACUCCCCCCUCUAGGCAUUCCUGUAGAUUUGAAAGGAUUUGAUUGGUUUAACCUUUUCAUAUCCAUAACGGAAAUGUAUAAUUUCCUUUAGUAUACAUGUUCUCUGAGUUUACUGAUGGACAAAUCUGAAGAUUUAUUUUACAUCGGCCAAAGCGUUUGUCUACAAUGUGAGUUUUUGAUAUUGUACUAUAUUUAGUCUUUGGACACAUGGGGUUACUGUUUUUACACAUUUCAUGAAUCAAGUCCUGUGAAUACAUGUUAAAAUGAUCAGAUCUUUUACAUUUUUGGUAUAUAGAUUGUCCGGACCAAUAUAUAUAUAUAUAUAUAUAACAAUAUCUAAAGAAAUCCACACACACACCCCUAGAGUGCAUGCAGGAUAAGCAAAUCAAAUACAAGUCAAUAGAGUCUGCAGAGUGAGUGAUUUUACAGCAUUCUCCCUCUUUCUCAGAUCUUAAACAUGUUCACAUCUUAAUCAUUUUUGGUAUAUAGAUUGUCUGGACCAAUAUAUAAAUAUAAAAACUAUAUCUAAAUAAAUCCACACCCUCUAUCUCACAAGCAAAUUCAAUGGAGUCAUUUUAUGAGAUUUUUAUCUGAUUCUCAGAUCUAAAACAUGUUCAAAUCUUAAUAAUUGUCUCGACCAAUAUAUAUAAAAACAAUAUCCAAAGAAAUCUACAGACACUCCUAGAGUAUAUUAUACAGCAUAAGCAAAUCCAAUGUAAGUCAAUGGCGAGUGAGGCCUGCUACAGAAUUCUUUCUCUCCCUCACAAGCACACGCGUGUACACACACCACAGACGUCAAUGCACACCUGUGUGUGUGUGUAUGUCUGUGGUAUGUGUGUGUACACGUGUGCUUGGGAGAAAGAUACGAAUACGCUGAUAAAAUGACUCCAUUGAAUUUGCUUAUACUGCAUAUACUCUAGGGUUGUCUGUGUGAGAGUUUGUGGAUUUAUUUAGAUAUUGUUUUUAUAUCUAUAUAUCAAACAUUAUUAUGAUCUGAACAUGUUUAAGAUCUGAGAAAGAGAGAAAAUGUUGUAAAAUGUUUCUCUCUGCAGUCUCCAUUGGAUUUGCAAGUACUGCAUGUACUCUUGGGGUGUGUGUGUGAGAGAGUGAGUGUGGAUUUCUUUCGAUAUUGUUUUCAUAUUUAUAUUGGUCCGGACAAUCUAUAUACCAAAAAUUAUUAAGAUCUGAUCAUUUGAUCACAUGACAUGAUUUGUGUAAUGUGUAAAAUACAGUAACCCCAUGUGUCCAAAGACUAAGUAUAGUACAAUACAGAAACGGCUGUAGUUCACAAACAACAAUGAGUUGAAUCAUCUAUUUGGCGUAUUUGGGCUUAAACAGGUCAAAGAACAAUACUAUAUGUUUUUAAACAAUUUAAUUCUGAAAUGUAUUUCAAAAUACAUAUGCUGAAGUCAUUUGAAUGAUUUUUAUUGUCUCAAAAUCCCAACUUUGGAAGUAUGAUAGAUAAUGACAAUCUUAAAAUGUCAAUGUGGCCUGUCUAUACACUUGUACUAAUUAUGUUGACACCAAAUGUAAUGCAUUAACACCAAAUAGAAUGUGUUCAGUGGCACAGUUUGAUAUUGUACUUAAUAUAGUACAAGGACAUGAAUGGGUUAGGCAAUAUGGUAAUUGCGUCACCUUCUCUUCUGAUAGAGUGGGUGGUAUUUUUGCCACAUUGCUUAUAUAUAUAUCCAAUAGUUUUAGAUCUACAGGCGUGCCAAAGCGGCAGGGGCUGGGGUAGAGUUGGAAUUUAGCAGCAGUCUCUCUGUGGGGAGUUUGGGUUAACCAUAACCCCUACCCCCUGACCUCUUAACCCUGAGCAGGCCACAGUCAAACCCCGGCUGUCACGUUCUCUCUUUUCACAGAGGAAAAGUACUGCUCUCCACUCAUUCACCUGAAGAUCCUAUCCCCCCAUUCCUCUAUACUCCCUCUAUCACGUGUCGUUCCUCAUUUCUCUCAAUCCCCCUUUCCAUUUUCACCUUAAACACCGUACUGUAUAUAUAUGAUUAUACCAGAUUUCUUUUUUUUUACUGUGAAUGUUUUUGUUCUGCACUCCUUCCUCCUCCGUAGUUUAUUGGUUGCUCUCUCAUGUGGAAUGUUUGUGCUGAGCCAAUCGAAUGUUGUGUUUACAUUAAAGCCACACUUUUCCUAACUAUU
Coregonus clupeaformis (lake whitefish) is the source of this 5059-nucleotide messenger RNA. It is a transcript of the gene gnao1b, whose product is annotated as guanine nucleotide binding protein (G protein), alpha activating activity polypeptide O, b. Gene Ontology annotation, cellular component: heterotrimeric G-protein complex. Gene Ontology annotation, biological process: adenylate cyclase-modulating G protein-coupled receptor signaling pathway; G protein-coupled dopamine receptor signaling pathway. The transcript has 8 exons. The coding region runs from base 361 to 1425 and encodes 354 amino acids. Lineage: Eukaryota; Metazoa; Chordata; Actinopteri; Salmoniformes; Salmonidae. Gene Ontology annotation, molecular function: G-protein beta/gamma-subunit complex binding; corticotropin-releasing hormone receptor 1 binding; mu-type opioid receptor binding. The record is from RefSeq and is a predicted model, not a curated record.